UGCUUCCACUAGCAUCCAGGGCCUCGAGGCGAUAGAAAUGAGUGAGGAAGUGAUCAACCUCGAGAUGGAGUUUCCUGGAAGAGAGACGAGUCUGUCCCCCCAGCUUCCAACUUCAGCUUUGGCUGCCAAUGAACACGCCCCCAACCCCAACCCCAAGGAGACGAUGGAGCUGGAAAUGGCAGCAGGGGAUUACAGGAACGGAGCUCCAGAUGCCCAAGAAGCAGGCGAGGACAUGCUGCUCGAUGGCGGCAAGUUGGGCGCUCUCAAGAGGCGAGAGUUCUUCGACAAUCUUCUCAAGCGCGUCGAGGAUGACAACCUCCAUUUCCUGCAGCGACAGAAGCAAAGAAUUGAAAGGGUUGGUGUGAAGCUGCCAGCAAUAGAGGUGACCUAUGAAAAUCUGUGUGUGGAAGCAGAGUGCAGAUACUCCGGCGGGAGUCACCUGCCAACCCUAUGGAACAGCAUCAAGAGUUUUCUCUCAGGCCUCAUCAUGUUAUUCAGGGUAAAGUCAGAUAAAGUAAAGAUAAAUAUUCUAGAAGGUGUGCGCGGAAUCAUAAAACCCUGCAGAUUGACUCUUCUACUGGGACCUCCAGGAUGUGGAAAAAGCACACUGUUGCGAGCUCUUUCUGGUCAACUUGAUAAAUCUCUGAAGGUUACAGGGGAUAUUUCUUACAAUGGUUUCCAACUUGAUGAAUUUAUACCUGAGAAAACAGCUGCUUAUAUUAGCCAAUAUGAUUUGCACAUACCUGAUAUAACAGUAAGGGAAACUUUAGACUUCUCUGCCCAGUGCCAAGGUGUUGGAAGUAGAGCAGAAAUAAUCGAGGAAGUGAGCAAAAGGGAGAAGGUGGCCGGGAUAAUACCUGAUCAUGACAUCAAUCUGUACAUGAAGGCGACCGCAGUUGCAGCUUCAGAGAAAAACCUACAAACAGACUACAUUUUGAAGAUCAUGGGGCUAGACAUAUGUGCAGACACUAUGGUUGGGGAUGCAAUGAGAAGAGGAAUAUCAGGCGGUCAGAAGAAAAGACUAACAACAGCGGAGAUGAUUGUUGGACCAGUAAAAGCUUUUUUCAUGGAUGAAAUAUCCAGUGGUUUGGAUAGCUCUACUACUUUCCAAAUAAUCAAGUGCUUUCAAGACCUAGCAAACAUCAAUGAAUGCACCAUGCUUAUUUCACUUCUUCAACCAACACCUGAGGUAUUUGAUCUAUUUGAUGACUUAAUCCUAAUGGCAGAAGGAAAAAUUAUCUAUCAUGGCCCUCGAAACGAAGCUCACAUUUUUUUUGAGGAAUGUGGCUUCAGAUGCCCAGAGAGAAAAGGGAUGGCAGACUUUCUCCAAGAGGUAUUGUCCAGAAAGGACCAAAGGCAGUACUGGUCUGGUACAGAUGAAUCUUACAGAUACAUUUCUUCUCAACAAUUAUCGAGCAUGUUUAGAAGAUAUCAGAAACAGAGAAAAUUAGAAGAGCCAUAUGUGCCUCAGAGAAGUACAUUGGGCAAGAAAUCUUUAUCAUUUAAUAAGUAUUCACUACCAAAAUUGGAACUGUUCAAAGCAUGUGGAGCAAGAGAAGCACUCUUGAUCAAAAGGAGUAUGUCUGUUUAUGCAUUCAAAAUUGUGCAGCUCUCCACUAUUGCAAUUAUUACAAUGUUUGUAUUCUUUCGAAGUCAUAUGACAACAGAUUUAAAACAUGCUCAUUACUACAUGGGAGCAUUAUAUUAUUCCAUCUUUAUCAUUAUUCUAAAUGGCAUACCAGAGAUGAGCAUGCAGAUUGCUAGACUGCCAAGUUUCUAUAAGCAAAAAAGCUAUCAUUUUUAUCCUUCGUGGGCAUAUGCAAUACCUGCAUCAAUCAUGAAGGUCCCUAUCUCCUUAUUAGACUCACUUGUAUGGAUAUGCAUCACUUAUUAUGGUAUUGGUUACACACCUUCAGCUUCCAGGUUCUUCUGCCAGUUUCUGAUAUUUUCUCUUCUCCAUCAAUCAGUAACAUCAAUGUACCGAUUUAUUGCUGCUCAUGCUCAGACACAUAUUUUAUGUUUUUUCUACUCAUUUGUAUCGCUAGCAUUCUUCCUAGUGUUUGGAGGCUUCGUUCUUCCCAAAACCUCUAUGCCAGGAUGGUUAAGCUGGGGAUUUUGGAUGUCUCCAUUGACCUAUGCAGAAAUCAGCACAGCCAUAAAUGAAUUCCUUGCACCAAGAUGGCAAAAGGAAACUAUGCAAAAUAAAACAAUAGGGAACCAAAUUUUGAUUAACCAUGGCCUCUACUACAGUUGGCAUUUUUAUUGGAUAUCUGUUGGGGCCCUUAUUGGAUUCAUCAUUUUGUUUUACAUAGCUUUUGGACUAGCACUAGCUUAUCGAAAGCGUAAGUUCACUACAGAAAGUGCAAUGGAUACCACCAUAAUUUUUAUUUGUUUUAAAAAAGAAAUCGUGCUUCUACCUGUUUCAGCUAUAGUAGCAUAUCAUGGAAGCAUUCCUAGGAAGUUCUUUGCUAAAGUACAGGAAAAAGAGAUCAAUAUCCAAAAAGAAUCCACUGAUCAUGCAAACAUGACCCAAGAAGCAAAGAUGGCUAUGCCUACUAUGCAACUUGCACUUACGUUCCGCAAUCUCAACUACUAUGUUGACACACCAUCGGGAAUGCUAAAACAAGGCUACUCACCUAAAAGAAUUCAACUAUUGAACAAUGUCACUGGUGCAUUCCGUCCUGGCGUUCUUUCUGCACUAAUGGGUGUUAGUGGAGCUGGGAAGACAACUCUACUAGAUGUAUUGGCAGGAAGGAAAACUGGAGGUUAUACUGAAGGAGACAUAAGAAUAGGCGGGCAUACCAAGGUGCAAGAAACAUUUGUCAGAAUAUUAGGCUAUUGUGAGCAAGUUGACAUACAUUCCUCACAGCUUACAGUUGAAGAAGCUGUAACUUAUUCAGCUUGGCUUCGCUUGCCUGCGCAGGUUGAUGAAAAAACAAGAUCCGAAUUUGUGGAUGAAGUACUCAAAACUGUUGAGUUAGAUGACAUAAAAGACGCUUUAGUCGGGAGACCAGGAAUAAAUGGAUUAUCCUUGGAGCAGAGGAAAAGGUUAACAGUCGCAGUCGAACUGGUUUCAAACCCAUCAGUCAUAUUAAUGGAUGAGCCAACAACAGGAUUGGAUGCCAGAUCAGCAGCAAUUGUUAUGCGUGCGGUGAAAAAUAUUUCUGAAACAGGAAGGACAGUUGUAUGUACAAUCCAUCAGCCUAGCACUGAAAUUUUUGAGGCAUUUGACGAGCUUAUAUUAAUGAAAAACGGCGGGAAAAUAAUCUACAGUGGUCCAGUAGGAGAGCAAUCUUGCAAAGUGAUUGAGUACUUUGAGAAAAUUUCUGGUGUCCCAAAAUUAGAGAGAAAUUGCAACCCUGCUACUUGGAUAAUGGAUGUAACAUCGGUGUCCAUGGAGUUUCAACUGAACAUAGACUUUGCAAGUGCCUACCAAGAAUCGCCACUGCACAGGGAUAGGCAAGAGCUUGUUGAGCGACUAAGCAACCCACUACCAAAUUCAAAAAAACUAUGUUUCUCCUGUCGUUUCCCACAGAAUCGAUGGGGGCAAUUUAAAGCUUGCUUAUGGAAACAGAAUAUAACCUACUGGAGAAGCCCUCAAUAUAAUAUGAAUCGUAUGGUGAUGACAAUAGUGAUUGCCUUGAUCUUCGUAGUAUUGUACUGGAGGCAUGCAAAGAUAUUAAACAAUGAGCAGGAUCUGUUCAAUGUUCUUGGUGCAAUGUAUCUAGGGGUUAUGCAACUUGGCGUUUACAAUGAUCAGUCCAUUAUAUCAUUCAGUACAAUGGAGCGCACUGUAAUGUAUCGUGAGAAAUUUGCAGGAAUGUACUCUUCCUGGGCAUUUUCAUUUGCACAGGCUGCAAUAGAGAUUCCCUAUGCCUUUAUCCAAGCGUUACUCUAUACAGUCAUCGUCUACCCAACAAUUGGCUAUUAUUGGACAGCAUAUAAACUCCUAUGGUUCCUCUACACUACCUUUUGCUCAGUUCUUUCUUACCUUUACGUUGGAUUGCUGCUUGCUUCAGUAACCCCAAAUGUGCAAGUAGCCACCAUAUUGGGAUCAUUUUUCAACACACUACAGACACUAUUCUCAGGAUUUAUUUUACCUGCACCUCAAUUCCCAAAGUGGUGGAUCUGGCUCUAUUACCUUACCCCUACAUCUUGGAUACUCAAUUCGCUAUUGGCCUCCCAGUAUGGAAACAUAGAUAAAGAAGUCAAGGUAUUUGGAGAAACCAAAACUGUUGCUGUUUUCUUGAAUGACUAUUUUGGGUUUCAUCAAGACAGGUUAAGCAUGGUAGCUGCUGUUAUCACUGCUUUCCCUAUUGUAUUAAUUAUCCUCUACUCUCUAUCAGUUGAGAAAUUGAACUUUCAAAAGAGGUAAACAUGUUCCGACAUACAUUUGAAAUUGUAUGCGUAUGAAAAAGAACGAAACUUGUGUAACGGUCAUUCAGCUGAUAAAAGAACAAUUUAUACCUAUUUGUUAUUUUAAUACUAUUUGGGGAUUAUUACUCUUA
This is a messenger RNA of Panicum virgatum (switchgrass), 4508 nucleotides long. Its product is annotated as ABC transporter G family member 50-like. The record is from RefSeq and is a predicted model, not a curated record. Bases 38 to 4375 code for a protein of 1445 amino acids. Lineage: Eukaryota; Viridiplantae; Streptophyta; Magnoliopsida; Poales; Poaceae. Gene Ontology annotation, molecular function: ATP hydrolysis activity; ABC-type transporter activity; ATP binding. Gene Ontology annotation, cellular component: membrane. The transcript is spliced from 23 exons.